Toxorhynchites rutilus septentrionalis is the source of this 5048-nucleotide messenger RNA. RefSeq names its product transmembrane protein 41B (gene stas). The coding region runs from base 806 to 1837 and encodes 343 amino acids. Gene Ontology annotation, cellular component: endoplasmic reticulum membrane. Lineage: Eukaryota; Metazoa; Arthropoda; Insecta; Diptera; Culicidae. The transcript has 4 exons. The record is from RefSeq and is a predicted model, not a curated record.
AGUCCGAAAGUCAGUUCCUUUUUCUGCACCGUUCAUGACAGUUUCGAGUUGGUCAAACUGUCGUAUGUUUGAUUACAACGGCCACCACAUAUAAUACAUUACACUUUCUGCAGUCUAUAUUGCAGCAAACAGUGCAAAACUAAUCCUCGUCCUCGGUUAAUUCAUGCGUACCGUGUGUGUGACUAGCCCUAGUGAAGUACCGCACUUUGGUGGAACUACGUUACGCAUAAUUUAUGUGCCAUUACAACAUCUAGUUUGCUUGAAAUUGGAGCACUCGUUAAUCGAGACUGAAGUGUGGUGAAUGCGUGUUUCCACUGGCUGAAUUGCGAUUAUCACACACUUAUCGUCCGAAGGACGCAAUUUGCCAGAAUUAGAUAACGACAGUGAGAGUCGUUCAUCAAGGGAGGGAUCAGAAGCCAUAUCAAACUAGAACAAAGGAAGGGCGACACUUCGGAACCCGAUACUACAGCUGCUGCUGGUACUGCGAAAGAACAGAAUAAAUUACCUGAGCUGUCGGGAGCGCGUAGGAGGUGUGCCAGAAGAAGAGGUGAAGAACGAUCAACAAACCAUCGUACGAUACUCGGCUGCGGCAGUAGCAGCAGGCGCGCAGAGUGAAACGGAGCUCAUAUAAAAAAAAGCAAGACAACAAUAGUGUGCGCAAUAACAUCGGCCGCGCGGUUGGGUUUUUGCGCGAGUAGUGCGUGUUGUUUUUUUUUUAUUGUAUUGUCACCCAACGGAGCCUCGUGAUCCGGAUACGGAAGUUUAUUCCGACGGAUUUUACGCCGUAGAACACACAACGCGACAAAUGGAUACCGUCGAGACGGCAAAUCGUUUUGUGACAUUUGAAGCAGAGUCCAACGAUAGAGCGGAGAAGGUGCCACUGCUUCUGAGCAAUAUGACUUCCGGAUCAUCCCCACCGUUGACGAACGGCCAGCUGCUGUACAGCAAUUCCACCAACAACAAUGUCACCGGUUUGCACCACCAGAAGAAGCAAAACGGACAGACGCGGGCACACCACCCCGAGUGCAACGGAAAUGGACCUCUGCCAACAUCCACCAGGGACAGUGAGAGCGAUAAGAGGCACGAUAAGGAAGAGGAGGAACGUUCGGCCCGACAAUCGCUGAUCAUCCUGGCGGCGAUCUUCUUCACCAGCUUGUUUGCGAUGAUUUACGUGUAUGCCAUGUUCCCACAGCUGGAGGAGUCGGAAAAACAGUACAUCAAGGUGCCGUUCGAUAUCGAGGAUGCCAAGCAGCUGGGCUUGGUGCUGGAUCGGUACAAAGAUCUGUACUAUCUGGAAGUCAUGUUCGGUGUAAUUUUAGUGUACAUAUUCCUACAAACCUUUGCCAUUCCCGGUUCGCUGUUCCUAUCGAUCUUGAGCGGAUUCCUGUACAAUUUCCCCGUAGCGCUGGCUCUGGUUUGCUUCUGUUCGGCGCUGGGCGCCACCUUAUGCUACCUGCUGUCCCAGCUGGUCGGCCGUCGCCUAGUCAAGCACUACUUCCCCGAGAAGGCGCGAGUCUGGGCCCAACAGGUGGACAAACAUCGGGAGGAUCUGCUCAGCUAUAUGCUUUUCCUAAGGAUGACCCCUUUCCUGCCGAACUGGUUCAUCAACCUCGUAGCGCCGGUCAUCGGUGUGCCGCUGUAUCCGUUCGUGCUGGGCACAUUCCUGGGUGUCGCACCGCCCUCCUUCAUCGCAAUCCAGGCGGGAAAAACGCUGUACAAGAUGACCAGCUCCAGCGAUGCGUUCAGCUGGGGCUCCAUCUUUCUUUUGGCAGUAUUUUCGGUGUUUUCGCUCGUGCCAGUCAUAUUCAAGCGGUACUUCAAGGCCAAGAUCGACUAAGUGACUAAGCAGUACUGCUAUAAACUACACCGGUGCGGCGCGGUUAGUCAAACUCUACGGGGGCAAAACAAAAGCAUUCGAAAACAGCAUGUGAAUAGUAUAAUUUUAGCCAAAGAUAUGCAUGUGAAAAGCUCUGCAAAGAGUCGAAAACCCUGGAAGGAAGCUUUCUCCUGCGAGAGGGGGAAAAACAUAUACGGGAAUUCGAUACCGUGUUGGGACUCGAAAUAGGAUUAUCGGUAAGAUUAAGAGCGAGAUGCGAAAAAAGUUUGCACUGCGUUGAUGCGAAGCGAUGUCGAAUCUUCUAUUCAAAUAACAUCAACUAAUUCAACUAAUAAUUUUAUUUGUUGUAAGCUGACAGUAUGAAAUCAUAUUUUUUCUGUUUUUCAAAGUGAUACACAUUCUGUCGAGAACAACCACGUAUUUAUUAUUUGAAAACGUUAUCGAAUUGUCAGUUGUUUUUACAACAACUGAGGUUAAAAAACACAAUUUAUGGAUGAAUGAAAAGCUUUUCCGUUUGCAUUCUAUGGAAUACGGAAAUAAUGAACGAAAAUUGUUUGAUUUUGAUUUUAUAUUGACAUUUUAUAUGACAGAGUGUAAAUCUUUCAUCUUUUCAUUGAUAACAGAAAUUUGAAAGCCUGAUCACGAACGCCACUUCACGGUGAAAACGAAAUGAAUUCUAUGCAAGGUUAUAGACGGAUUUCGCGCCAACUCGUCUAUUGAAUUGGCAUGACCCUCUCAGAACUUAAUGAAACUUUCUGGGCGUGAAGACCUUACCUAAUUAAGCAACUUGGCAUACUUAGUUUUCCGAAAAUUUAUCUAGACUAACAUAUGGAAAGGGCCAAAUAUUUUUGAUUUUUUUUUAUAAUUUUUGACGUAGAACUACGUCUUUCAUUAGGGGUACCAAAUCAGAAAACAGGUCACGUUGUUAUGAAAUAAAGUUAACGUUAAUAACCUUUUUUUCCCGCGAACGGAUUUUGGCGAUUUACAUACCAAACGAAUCGGUUAUUUCCUUAGAUGUUUAAUAUGCUAUACAAUAUAAUCCCAUAGUCUGCAUAUGGUGAAAAUAAUGUAAAUUGGAAGCAUUCUUGUUUCCUCAUACAUUUGUUAUGUCCAUUUGUGUGCUUUCACGAACAGAGCUGUCAAUAACGAGUAACUUAUCGAAAGUCUCCGUGAACAAAGGAAAAGAAGAAGAACGAAGGGAAAUAUUUGCAUAAAGUAUAAACAGUGGAUCUCGAUGAGGCAAACUUUCAUUAUUCGUGAGCAAAUCGACUGAACAACAUCGUUGCUGGGCGAGCUAGACGGCGAGGGAUCGAAUGCCUUUCUCAAGGCAAUGUAGGAAGAGGAGUAACAUUAUGGAUAAAGUAAAGUUUUCCAAGGGCAUUUUUGAUGGUUACAGGCGAUUGAACUGAAGAAGUUCAAAGUCUCAAGCAAGAAAGGAAGGUAAACUUUCAGUAUCGUUCUGAAUUCAAAGCAAUGAAUAUCGCUUGAUCUUCCUUGUUUUGCGUCAUCACAUGUCUUCGUUUCGUAUUGAGCUGUGGACGCGUCCAAAUUACUCACUCGCUGAUGUCUCUGGCAUUGCAAUCAUUGCAUUAAUGUUUUGAGCUAUAAAAUUGUGUGGGGAAUCAUCAAACUAGGCUAUCUUCAGCUGACCAAGAAAAUAAUUUUCUGGAAUUUUGUCAGUGAUUUGGUUUCGCAUGACGGUAGGAAAACUCUCUCCACAAAGGAUGACAGCUAAGCUAAUCUAGACUGGCAAUAUUGACAGAAAGGGCUUCUGCUGAGAAGAGUGCAAAACGGAGAUAAGUGUGUGUAUAUUUAGUUGCUUCUAGCCAUCGUAUAUGGAUAUUUGUAUGCGUACGUGUGUGCUUCAUAAUCCGUACUUAAAAAAAGGUGCAUCUUCGCUACGCUGAAACCCCAUUUGUAACUGCUCCCGUGUGCAUUGGCCCAGUAACGAUGCAACAAUCGCCCAAUUUUUCUAUGCUAUGAUUGACGAUUGUGUGGUGUUGCAAAUUAUGCAAUCGUGAUGAUAAAUAUAAACAAGGAGAGGAGAUAGCAGGAGGGAAAUAUUUACGCUAGGGUAUUGGUAAUGAAUCUUCUGAGGCAAAUAUUCAGCCUUUUUCCAAGCAGUUCACAUUAUUUGUUUUCUGUCAUCAAUGCUUCGGACUGACGCUAUGGUGAAGCAGGUGUUAAGGUUGUGCACCAAAAAAUUAUUUGGGGAAUACCAAGUUAUUCAAUCAUUUAUAUCAAGUUAUUAACUUAUUUGGGCUCGCGUGCCAGUCGCAAAACUGCUUUUAACUAGGAUUGCGUUUGCGCUUAUCUUGAUCAUAAUGAAGCAGUGCUACUCUGUUCGAGGUUGUUGAGAUUAACAGAUAGAGUUUAUUUAGUUUAUUUAGUCAUCAAGAAAGUAAAUGUCGAUCUGAAAUUUUGUAUGAGAUUUGGUUUCGCCUGCCAGCAGCAAAACUUUUUCCACUAAGGAUGACAACUGUUCUUAUCUCGAGUGUGUAUUGUUCUGCGAGCACAAGAAUGAAUCAUCAAACAAUUAUCUUCAAAUGACAAUAAAAAAACAUUUCAGGGCGACCAAACUGGUAGAAUGAUCAUUUCAAAAUUUUCGUAGCAUUUUAAAAUAAUAUCCGCAGUUAUAAACAAGGGAUUUGAAUUUAACCAUAGCGUAGUUAUACGUCAACAAUUCGGUCGUAUCUUAAACACAACCUCCUAUAAGUUUUUUUUUACUUGAAAAUGACAAGUCCUACAAAAAAGUGAUCUAUGGAAAUAAUUUUUUUAGAAAAAUUUAGGAAUAUAGUUGAAUUUUCAGAAAAAAAAAAGCUGGAAAAGUGUGUGGAGUCGAUCUGGCGUAGUGGUAACAUCCAUGCCUCUCACGCUAAAGGUCACGAGUUCAAUUCUCACUCCCGACAUUCUUCCAAAAAUGGAAGUAAAAAGUGACGAACCAGCCAAAUGAGUUGAAAAUCACUAUAAUACAGAUAUCAAAAAAAAAAAAAGCUGGAAAAAUAUUUUUUCAAAUCCUACACUGAAGAAAAUUGAUUUCAAAAACUAAAAGUCGAUUUUCUCGAAAUUAUCAUCUCAGGUUUUGAUGAAAUGGUAGAUAAAUGGUAGAAAAAUAUUUGCCCUACAACUCUUCCGCGCAUCGCAACUUGUACAUAUUUAAAGCAAAAUAGUUUUUCUAACAAAAACUUUUUCAAUAUUUUAUUGAAGUUAA